CUCUCAUCUCAACUCUCAGCAUCAUCACCAUGUUGAGCCGCCUCUUCCUCCUAAAGACAUUUCUUGUUCUUGGGUCCCUGACAUCCUGGGUGACUGCAAGAGAGCAUGUGAAAGAAGGAGAGUGCCCUCCGGACAAGAACCCGUGCACAGAUCGGUGCCAGGGGGAUGAGUCAUGUCCGGCGGGGCAGAAGUGCUGCCACACGGGCUGCGGUCGCGCCUGCCGAGGAGGCAUCCCGCAGGGGAGAAAAGGCAAUUGUCCCAGGGCUGCUCGGAAACAAUACUGUUUUCAAAGGUGCGUCACCGAUGAAACCUGUCCAGGGGUGAAGAAAUGUUGCAGGUUUGGCUGCAGCAAGGCCUGUGUGGUCCCGGUCUCCACACGGAAGCCAGGGCUUGCUGGCGAGUGUCCUGCUGACCCCCUUCCCUGCAAGGAGCUGUGUGAUGGGGACCAGUCCUGCCCCCCGGGGCAUAAAUGCUGCAGCACUGGCUGUGGCCACACCUGCCGUGGAGACAUCAAGGGAGGACGGGGCGGGGCUUGUCCUCACAUUUUGGUUGGCCUGUGCAUCGUUACCUGCAUGAUGGAUGAGAACUGUCAAGCCGGGGAAAAGUGCUGCAAGUCGGGCUGCGGCCGCUUCUGUGUCCCCCCAGUUCUGCCGCCCCAGCUGGCCUCGGACCCCAAUGGGACCAUCAGGGCUGAUUCCGAAUUAGAGACCCGGGUGCCCUAGCUGUCCCGACCUGUCCUGACUGCCAGGGGCCUGUCCUGGAAGCCGGGAGAGGAUGGUGCCCGGGGCCUGUGGUGCUCGCAGGGGCUCUCACUGCCCCUCUCGGCUCUGCUUUGUUCCUACUGCUGCCCCGCGCUCUGCAGAAACAGCCCUGGGGUCAGGCGCUGGG
Artibeus jamaicensis (Jamaican fruit-eating bat) is the source of this 888-nucleotide messenger RNA. RefSeq names its product WAP four-disulfide core domain 3 (gene WFDC3). Lineage: Eukaryota; Metazoa; Chordata; Mammalia; Chiroptera; Phyllostomidae. The coding region runs from base 30 to 722 and encodes 230 amino acids. Gene Ontology annotation, cellular component: extracellular region. Gene Ontology annotation, biological process: innate immune response; antibacterial humoral response. The transcript has 6 exons. The record is from RefSeq and is a predicted model, not a curated record. Gene Ontology annotation, molecular function: peptidase inhibitor activity.